Lonchura striata (white-rumped munia) is the source of this 3818-nucleotide messenger RNA. The record is from RefSeq and is a predicted model, not a curated record. NCBI's taxonomy places the organism in Eukaryota, Metazoa, Chordata, Aves, Passeriformes, Estrildidae.
CCCGCCCCGCCCCGCGCGCCCGGCCCGGCCCCGGCACCAUGAGCGACCAAGAGAGCACCGAGGAGAUGUCGGCUGUGAAGCCCGACAAGGGCGAAGGCGACGCCAGCAGCACGAGCAGCGCCGGCGGUGGGGACACGCAGGAGUCACAGCCGUCCCCGCUGGCCCUGCUGGCAGCCACCUGCAGCCGCAUCGAGUCUCCCAAUGAGAACUCCAACAGCUCCCAGGGCCAGCAGGGUGGGAGCGGCGAGCUGGACCUGAACGCGGCCGCCGCCCAGCUCACCCAGUCGUCCAACGGCUGGCAGAUCAUCUCGGCAGGCUCCAGCACCCCCACGGGCUCCAAGGAGCCGGGCAGCAACGGCAGCAACGGCGGCGACGCCUCCAAGAGCCGCCCGGUCAGCACCGGGCCCUACGUGGUCACCUCGGCGUCCGGCCUGCAGAACCAGCAGGUGCUGACGGGCCUGCCGGGCGUCAUCCCCAACAUCCAGUACCAGGUGAUCCCCCAGUUCCAGACCAUCGACGGGCAGCAGCUGCAGUUUGCCACCACCCCGGCGCAGGUGAACGUGCAGCAGGAUGCCUCGGGGCAGCUGCAGAUCAUCCCCAGCUCCAACCAGCAGAUCAUCACGAGCCGUGCGGGCGGCAGCAACCUCAUCGCCAUGCCCAACCUGCUGCAGCAGGCCGUGCCCAUCCAGGGCGUGGGGCUGGCCAACAACAGCCUCUCCGGGCAGACCCAGUACGUGGCCAACGUGCCCGUGGCCCUGAACGGCAACAUCACCCUGCUGCCGGUCAACAGCGUGGCCGCCAGCCUGGCCCCCACGUCCCAGACGGGCACCCUCAGCAGCUCGGGCUCGCCGGACAGCAGCUCCCAGCCGGCCACCUCGGGGGCUGCCAGCAGCUCGGGCAGCACGGCCACAUCCCAGGCCAGCUCGGGCGCUUUCUUCACCAACGCCAACAGCUACUCCACCACCACCACCACCAGUAACGUGGGCGUCAUGAAUUUCUCCACCAGCGCCACGGUGGGCACCAACGUGCAGUCACAGACCCCCCAGAGGGCCAGCAGCGUCCCCAGCUCGGACUCUCUGCAGACCCCGGUGUCCGGGGUGGCCCUGCAGCCGGGGCAGCAGAAGGAGGGGGAUCAGAGUCAGCAGUCGCAGCAGCAGCAGCAGCAGCUCCUGAUCCAGCCACAGCUGGUCCAAGGAGGGCAGACGAUCCAAGCCCUCCAGACCACCCCGCUGUCUGGGCAGACCUUUGCCACUCAAGCCAUCUCCCAAGACACCUUGCAGAACCUGCAGCUCCAAGCCGUGCCCAACUCCGGCCCCAUCAUCAUCCGCACGCCCACGGUGGGUCCCAACGGGCAGGUGAGCUGGCAGACCAUCCAGCUGCAGAACCUGCAGGUGCAGAACCCCCAGGCGCAGACAAUCACGCUGGCCCCCAUGCAGGGAGUGUCGCUGGGCCAGACGGGCAGCACCAGCACCACGCUGACCCCCAUCGCCUCCCUGCCCAGCGGCACCGUCACCGUCAACGCCGCCCAGCUCUCCUCCGUGCCGGGCCUCCAGACUAUUAACCUCAGUGCCUUGGGAGCGUCCGGGAUCCAGGUGCACCAGCUGCAGGGGCUGCCCCUGGCCAUCGCCAACGCCCCCGGUGAGCACGGCGCCCAGCUGGGGCUGCACGGCGGCAGCGGGGACGGGCUGGGCGACGAGAGCGCGGCCGUGGAGGAGGGGGAGACCAGCCCCGACCCGCAGCCCCAGCAGGGCCGGAAAACGCGGAGGGAAGCCUGCACCUGUCCCUACUGCAAGGAAGGAGAGGGCAGGAGCUCUGGGGAUCCAGGGAAAAAAAAGCAGCACAUCUGCCACGUGCCGGGCUGCGGGAAGGUGUACGGGAAGACCUCGCACCUGCGGGCGCACCUGCGGUGGCACACGGGGGAGAGACCCUUCAUCUGCACCUGGGUGCUGUGCGGGAAGCGCUUCACCCGCUCCGACGAGCUGCAGCGGCACAAGCGCACGCACACAGGCCCCCACAACCUGACCUGCGUGUCCUACAAGCACCCGAGCGUGCGGGGCGCGCUGGGGGGCGCGGGGGGCGCGGCGGGCGCCGUGCGCUGCCCCCCCGGCCAGUGCUGCGUCGGCAUCUGGAACCGCAGCCACGCUCUGGUGCAGGGAUGGAGGGGUUUGGUCCUGCCCCGGGGGGAUUUUGGAGGCAAAAGGGGUCUGAUCCAGGCCGGGGGCAGGGAGCGGGGGCUGGUCCGGGCCGGGGGCAGGGAGCGGGGGCUGAUCCGGGCCGGGGGCCGGGCCGGGCCGGGCCGGGCCGGGGCCGUUGGGGACCUUCUCCCUCCCCAGCGGCCGCGCUCGGCCUUGGCCUUGGGCAGCGGCUGCGGCGGCGCUGGGGAGGAGCAGCUCGGGGGGACCCCCGGGUCCCGCCUGUCCCCUCCGCUCACCGCACCCCGCGGUGACCGUGCCGCGGUGACCGUGCCGCUGUCCCCAGGCUGCUGGGGAGGCCGGGGGGACGCGUGUCCCUCGGCCACCUGCGCCCCCAGCCCCGCGGGACACCCCGGCAGCUCCGUGCUGCUGUGCCUGUGCCACGGCCACCUCUGCAACGGCAACGCCACCGGGACAGCGGCGGCCACCGGCACGGCCGGGGGGCUGGGGGGGCCCCGCCAGGGCCCAGUGCCCGGCCGGGGGGGGUCCGCGGGGACCCUGUGGCUGCUGGGUGCCAGCCCCCUCCUCAUCCUCCUCAUCUGCCUGGGCGUCCUCGGACUGCGCUGGACAAGGGCCCGCACGGGGCAGCCGCCGCGGGGGGGGCGGAGAAUCGGGGUCCCCCCGGAGCCCCCCAGCCCGGACCUGCCUGCGCUGCACUUCCUGCAGGUGCUGCAGUCCGGGCGCUUCUCGGCGGUGUGGCGGGGCACGCUGCGCCAGCGGCCCGUGGCCAUCAAGGCGUUCGCGGCCGGGGCCGGCCGGAGGUUCGCGGCCGAGCGCGCCGUGCACGCUCUGCCGCUGAUGGAGCACGAGAACGUGGCCAGGCUGCUGGACACCCGCGCGGCCGGACCCCGCGGCCGAGGGGGGCUCCUGGUCCUGCAGCUCUACCCGGCCGGCUCCCUGCGCCACUUCCUGGGGCAGCACGUGGGGACGUGGGCGGGCAGCGUGCGCCUGGCGCUGUCCCUGGCCCGCGGCUUGGCCUUCCUGCACCAGGAGCUGUGGCGUGACGGGCUGUACAAGCCCAGCGUGGUGCACCGGGACCUGAGCAGCCAGAACGUGCUGGUGCGGGAGGACGGCACCUGCGCCAUCGGCGACUUCGGGCUGGCGCUGGCGCUGCCGCCGCGGGCCCAGGACAGCGCCGGCAGCCGCCACGCCGUGACCAUCCGGAAGGCGGGCACCCAGCGGUACCUGGCACCCGAGAUCCUGGACGAGAGCCUGGACCUGCGGGCCUGGGGCCGGGCGCUGCGCCAGGCCGAUGUCUACGCGCUGGCGCUGCUGCUCUGGGAGAUCCUGUCCCGCUGCCAGGCCCUGAGCCCCGGAGCCCCGGUGCCGCCGUUCCGGCUGGCGUACGAGGCCGAGCUGGGCUCCAGCCCCACCGGGGCUCAGCUCCGCCGCUUGGCCGCGGACGAGAGGCGGCGGCCGCUGAUCCCCCCGGCCUGGCACCGCGCCCCGCAGCCCGGGGGGGCGCUGCCGGAGCUGCUGGAGGAUUGCUGGGACCCGGACCCCGAGGCGCGGCUCUCGGCCGAGCGGGCGCUGCAGCGGCUCCAGCGCUUGGCCGCGGGGCCCGCACCGGCCCCGGCGGACCCCGGCCCGGGGGCCGCCCCCCGCCAGGUGCGUGCGGGAAACUGA